GAUGCUAAGGAAAUUCGUCGUUACUAGUGUUACUGUCGAUUCACUGAAUUGUGCCAAUGUGGCCACACUGGUGGGUACAGAAUAAAGUUCGAUAAGAAUAAAUUCUCGCCUUCAGUUUUACUAUCGAAUUAAACUUUACAUAUAAAUGUAUAUGCGCACAUUACAUUCUAAAUAGAUUCCUCAAAAAACACAUACAUACUGACUUUUGCCUAUCAGAGAGUCAAAAACCAGAGGUUUCUCUUUCGAAAUAAUUUCUAAUAAAUUUUAAAUAUGAAAAAAGAAAUUAUCAUCUGUGGCAUAUUCUUAUUAUUCUACGUCGAAGCAACCAAUAACGCAAAAUCAAGCAAACAGAAAUCAUGGCGAGACAAAGAUAUACGAGAUAUGACUGAUGCAGAUUUAGAGCAUUUAUUAGACCAGUGGGAGGAAAAUGAUGAACCUUUGGAACCAGAUGAACUUCCAGAACACCUUAGACCCAGUCCACAAAUUGACAUAUCAAAGCUGGAUAUGUCAAAUCCUGAUAAUAUACUCAAAAUGACUAAGAAAGGUAAAGGUGUUAUGAUGUUUGUUGACGCUAAUGAGGACAUGUCAUCAGAAGAAGCAGCUGUAAUAAUGAAGAUCUGGCAAACUAGUCUUCAAAAUAAUCAUAUUAUUGCAGAAAGAUAUCCAAUUGAUCCAAAGAGAUCUGUAUUCUUGUUUCGUGAAGGUUCUCAAGCUGUUGAUGCAAAAAAUUUUUUACUGCAACAACCAGAAUUAUCUCAUGUUACCCUUGAAGGGCAAACUUAUUAUCCACAAAAACAGAGAGGUACUGCAGCAAAAAUUAACAAUUUAAACACACGAAAUAAGACAAACAAGGAGAGGAAGAAAACCGAAUUAUAAUUUACUAUGAACAAACAUUGUUUAAAGAUACUAAAUAUUUUUUUUGUAUAUUUUUAUAACUUGUAUAUAUUUAUACAAAAGCUACUAUGUAUAGAACCGUUUUUUAUACAAGUAUUUUUUUGUUUAAUUUACAAAAGUAAAUUUAUAAUAUAAAUUACCUGUAUAUAUAUUUUUUAUAAUUCCAUUUAAUACUUUGUAGAGGUAAGAAUAUAAAUCAUAAAUACUAAUCUAACCUGUGAAAUAUCUGAAAACUAUGAAACCAGAUAAAGAAGUAUAACGAAGACUUUAUUUUGGUCAUUUUACAAUACCAAUUACAUUUUUAACAUUAUUAAAGCAGCAGCAAUUGAAAUAACGAUUAAUAGUAAUAUUAGUUCUGUUAAAAAUAAUGUAACAUAUGCAAAACAGAAUGUUAAUGGAUAUGUUUUGAUUAAUAAAUU
This is a messenger RNA of Colletes gigas, 1313 nucleotides long. It is a transcript of the gene boca, whose product is annotated as LDLR chaperone boca. The transcript is spliced from 5 exons. Gene Ontology annotation, biological process: protein folding. NCBI's taxonomy places the organism in Eukaryota, Metazoa, Arthropoda, Insecta, Hymenoptera, Colletidae. The record is from RefSeq and is a predicted model, not a curated record. Bases 271 to 876 code for a protein of 201 amino acids.